This is a messenger RNA of Juglans regia (Persian walnut), 2397 nucleotides long. RefSeq names its product RHOMBOID-like protein 10, chloroplastic. Gene Ontology annotation, molecular function: serine-type endopeptidase activity. The record is from RefSeq and is a predicted model, not a curated record. Gene Ontology annotation, cellular component: chloroplast membrane. The transcript has 11 exons. Bases 1179 to 2192 code for a protein of 337 amino acids. Lineage: Eukaryota; Viridiplantae; Streptophyta; Magnoliopsida; Fagales; Juglandaceae.
CUAAAAACCAAACGAUGUCUCUGAUCAUCGGUCGGCCUCGUGUCACAAUUAGAGGAAUCCGAAGAGCAAGAACUUCCCGUUAUUUCUGGUGUCAAAACUGCCAUCGUAGUGUUAGGAUUAAUGUUUCCACAAACAUAUUCGAAACAUGCAUGUGUCCCUAUUGCUUCCAUGAGUUGCAUCUUGAUCUGGACAUGACAAGGCCUAGCCCCGUGAUCACUGGCCUCAGGAGCCUAGACGCCUUGGCUCGCCUGCUCGACCCAUCUCCAAGGCCUCGUCAAAAUGCUGCUUUUGGCAGGAGAUUGGAAUUAGGGGUCUCUGAAGUUGGAAAUGGAGGACCAUUUCAACAAGCUGGGAUUACUCUUGUCGGACCGCCUCGUCCACCAAGACUUAUUUCUCCACCAUUUGAGGAGGUGCUGAACGAGUUGGUCGGAGGGAUGGCCCGGCAGAAUGACCUGCAGCCAGGGCCGCCUCCGGCUCCGGUUGCUGCAGUUUCAGCCAUCGAAGCCUUACUGCCAAGGGUGAAACUCACGCAGAAGCAUUUAGAUGACGACCCAAGUUGCCCGGUGUGCAAGGAAGAUUUUGAGCUUGGUGGGGAAGUGAGACAGAUGCCAUGCAAACAUUUCUAUCAUUUCGAUUGCAUUGUCCCUUGGCUCUCCAUCCACAACACUUGCCCUGUUUGCCGCUAUGAGCUGCAAUACACUUACGACAACUACGUUCUAGAAGACUUUAGAGAUGAUGAAGGUUUUCACUUUGAAGAUCUAACAAACGGGCUGAUCAACUGGUUAUGGAAUCGACUGUUCUUUUUCUGGCCUUUCCGUGCACUGUCGAGUUGGGCACAACGCUACCUUAAUUUUGAAGAUUCUACUCCAUACUAGUUCUUCUGGGGGUAUUUCCUGGUGGCAUUCUUGGCCCAUUCUAUAGCUAGCUUUGUGUUCAUGUCACUGCCAGGUGCUAAAAACAGUUUCUCUGAGCUCUACAAUUCAUAAUUAUGUUGCUUCCAAGGCAGGUAAAAUAAAUAAACUAAUUAAGGUAAGAAUGAUCAUCAAGAUAUAUAGCUGUGAUGAAAACACGUUGAAGCUUUUCAGUGUGAUAAAACGAUAAAAAAUAAAAAGAACAUACGCUGGACUCGAAACUGACACGCAGACACUAGUUUCGGAGUUCGGAGGAGAGAGAGGGAAAUGAUGGCUUCAGCUCUGCCUCAACCAUCCUUUUUCCACAUAUGGGAGGUGGCUUCCACACCCACAUCAAGACCGCUUAGUCUCGCCACCACCGCGGCUUCUCUCCACAUCGGCUACCUUCUCCGCUUCCAUGUCAGCCACCGCCUUGAAUUAGGGUUGCUUCUUCAUUCCUGCUUCCAGAAACUAUCCUGUCUCGAUCACGUGCCUAGAUUGAAGGAUGUAUGGCACGAAAAAACCUUGCAAUUCAGGGGAAUUAAUUUUCUUCAGUUAUCAAAAGAUGCUGUGACAUCCACAUAUUCAACUUGUUUAUCUUUCUUUGAUGGGGGAGAAAAAAGAAAUGGAUUUAGAAAUGAUGGGGUGCCACACUCAAAGAUAUCCAGCAAGAAUUCAUUCGAUGGAAGAAGGUGGACCAAUAUUCUACUUGCUGCUAAUGUAUUAGUUUUUAUUGCACAAACCGCAACACAAGGGAAACUACUAUUAUGGGGAGCUAAGAUAAAUAGUCUCAUUGACGCAGGCCAAUUGUGGAGGCUAGCAACAUCUUCCUUUUUGCAUGCCAACAUUGGGCAUCUAAUGGUCAACUGUUAUUCUUUGAAUUCAAUUGGUCCUAGUGCCGAGAAAAUCAGUGGUCCUAGGAGAUUUCUUGCAGUUUACUUUGCCUCUGCUAUUGCAAGUUCAGCAAUGAGUUAUUGGUUUUGCAAAGCACCUGCAGUUGGUGCUUCGGGAGCAAUCUUUGGACUAGUUGGAACAGUUGCUGUGUUUGUAAUGAGGCAUAGACAACUGGUUGGAGGUGGCAAAGAAGAUCUGCAACACAUAGCGCGAGUUGUUGUUCUGAAUAUGACUAUCGGGCUACUGUCCAAAGGCAUUGAUAACUGGGGACAUUUAGGAGGCUUGCUUGGUGGGGCUGCCACAUCUUGGCUUCUUGGACCUGCAUGGAAGUAUGAGUCUGUUUCGAAGGAUGGACGGAGAGUUUUUGCAGACAGGGCACCAAUAUUCUACCUCAUCCAGAGAAAAUGAGAAACAGAGGCGGUUUUACUGAAACUAUUGGUUUCUAGACUGAGCUUUCUCUAAUUUCUUGAAAUGAGAUACUCGUAUUGAAUAUUAUUAUUCGGUUAAAAGGUGCAUUGCUGGUUGUUUCUUUUUUAUUUACACUGAGAUCGCAAUUAUUGUACUUCUAGUUAGAUUUGGCCCAAGUGGUGAAGGCUUUAGUCUUGGAGUAUCA